Messenger RNA from Meyerozyma guilliermondii ATCC 6260, 2094 nucleotides. It is a transcript of the gene REP1, whose product is annotated as Rep1p. The coding region runs from base 1 to 2094 and encodes 697 amino acids. The transcript has a single exon. NCBI's taxonomy places the organism in Eukaryota, Fungi, Ascomycota, Pichiomycetes, Serinales, Debaryomycetaceae. Gene Ontology annotation, molecular function: DNA binding; DNA-binding transcription factor activity. The record is from RefSeq and is a predicted model, not a curated record. Gene Ontology annotation, cellular component: nuclear chromosome. Gene Ontology annotation, biological process: meiotic cell cycle; positive regulation of transcription by RNA polymerase II.
AUGAGAUCUUGUGCACCGAUGAAUGAGGACUUUGACGACCUAGCGUCUCUUUUCAUGUCUGAUAUUUUUCACGGACAUCCUGCAGAGGCACAGCAUGUUCCAGAGCCCUCAGUGAAGCGUGAAACCCAUGAUUCAGGUCCAGGCUUUGAAAACCUUGUUCGAACAUCAACGUCCACCGACGACUUCAACGACUUUCUCAAUAACAAUUCGUUUAUAAACAACCUGCUGGAGGUUCCCAAUCCCCAGCAAAGUGGCCAGCAUGGCACGUUUGGUCACAACCAUUACCCUGGGUUAUACUUACAUGGAUUUCAAGCAAACUCCGCUACCUACGGAACCCAAGUGGGACACUUGGUGCAGCAUAUGCCGGUUCUAUUCAACCAGCUGCAGUCAGCGCAACCACAGGUACAACCGCAGUUGAUGGGACAACAGGAACAGGGGCAAAUGCAGCAGAUGUAUGAUUUUCAGCAGCAUCAAAUGCGACAGGCACCUCACUUAAUGGGCCCUCCAACUACUUCAGCGAUGCCUGGAAGUGGGGUUUCGAGUGACCAGGAGGUGAUGUUCUCGACGCUUUCAUUUGAAAACUCCCCUGUGCCAGACCAGCGAAAUAAGACCGCACGAAAUAACGAUAAUGGAGACGGUGCGAAACAAAAACUGACCAAGGCAAGGUCCACCCUUCCUGCUGGGUCAAUUCUGUCCAUAGGAUCUUCUUCUCGAGGACAGGGUCUGAACGAUACUCGUUCAGAAUCUGGAACAGGAGGACCAUUGGGAAAGAAAGAAUCCCUCGGACGUCCGUAUCUCGAACCACGAAUACAGAUACGUUACAAACAAAAACGACUUACUCGGCUCUUAGACCUUAAAGACAGCAGUCCUGUGCAAAACUACACCAUCUCAGACAAAAAUGGAAGCAACGUUAAUGUCAAUUUCUCGUGCUUUCUCACCGGCAAAUUACUAACCAAUGAUUUUGAUAAUAGCAUAUACCUUCUCAUGGCUGAAAAUGCAGACCCCACAAAGAAACACGACGCAAAGAUCAUCAGUUGCUACCGCCGAAACUUGCUCCAGAUCGCUAUGAACCUCAAUCUUACCGGGUUUUCUUCGGACGAAAAAUUGCUCCGGUUGCAAAAUAACGAAUAUGGUUAUAACGUCAGCCGGGUGAUCAAAUGGUUUAAGAUCCAGGUGCUAGCAGUUCCCAGUUCCGAUCCCAAUCACAAUGUUCCAGUCUUGAUCAGAGUUCCAAAAGAUAAAGAGGGACCAUCACCUAAAGGAGAUAUAGCUCCCAUUCCCAUUAAUGAACCAGAACACAUUGUAACCCUCAAUAAUUCCGAGGUGAGAAACGGUACUAUCGACAACUAUUAUCUGGUGAAACAGCUCCAGUUUCGCAAGGCUACUCCGUACAAUGGUAAGUUAACGCUACAAAACUACUUUCAGCUCAAAGUACGGUUGAAAGCCAUAGUCGCCGAUCUCUAUUACGACGACUAUGUCGAUGAUUUCAGUGCCACUUCUCAAAAUACAGAUAGAAACGAGGUUUUGUUGCACGAAGUGACGAGUGAACCCAUCAUUGUUAGAGGAAGAAACCCGCUGUUCUACGAGGAGAGAAACGACUUGUUGCUUGGAAACAGAAAUCCAGAUCUGAGAGCCAGUUUUGAAGCGUUGCGGGCGUACGUAGAUGAGAGCGACGACGACGAAAAUGAAGAGGAUUCGAACGUUGUACCAUCAGGAGCCAAUGCAAUUGCAGGCGACGAAAUCGAUGGAGCUGAUCAUGAAGAACGAGAGGAUGAAGAAGUGGAAGAUGGGGACAUAAUUGAAGAAGGUGAGGAAGAAGAAAAUGGCGAAAUUAACGAAAAUGACGAGAAUGAACGUUCUCGGGAAGUUUCUGUGCCAAGGAAAAACUCCAGUCCUGAUCUUAAAACUCUUUCAAUUGAUAAAGGAAGGUAUAAGUAUUUUCCCAUUUCCAGCAUCUACUACCUUCCACCCAUCACCUCAGUUUACUUUCCACAUGGAGCUCAUCAGAAGAUUGGCAAUGUCAGAUCAGAGGAACCCAGUGACCAUGAAAAAGCUCCCAAGAGACGCAGUAGUAGCAACGUGUAUUUUAGAUAA